Molecule: messenger RNA, 4254 nt
Organism: Physella acuta
Lineage: Eukaryota; Metazoa; Mollusca; Gastropoda; Physidae
Product: fibroblast growth factor receptor 4
Biological process (GO): multicellular organism development; positive regulation of cell population proliferation; positive regulation of kinase activity
Cellular component (GO): signaling receptor complex; plasma membrane
Molecular function (GO): fibroblast growth factor receptor activity; ATP binding
Source: RefSeq, a predicted model, not a curated record
AUGACUCGCAGAUAAUGAAAGAAUGGAAUUAAGGUGGGUCACGUGAUCGAGGCUGUGAGCGCCAUGAUUCGACCGUUGCAGUGACGUCAAAAGAUGGGAAUUAUCUGGUUGUUAAUUCUGGUUACUGCAGUUCUGGAGGGGCUUCCUGUUGGCCUGUGUCAGAGAUUCGAAACUUCUGGAAAAGACAUCAAACCACAUUUCAAGGAGCGCCCGGAUAAAAGCAAAAUAGCGGUAGUAGGAGAUACUGUGAAGCUUCCAUGCCAAGCAUUUGGUACACCCAAACCGUUUCACGUCUGGUACUACAACAAUUCAUUGGUCAACCCCAGCAAUAAAACAAGGAUCUCCAUCAAAAGAACAACCCUAGUCAUUAACAGGACAGAGAUAGAGGACUCAGGAGUCUAUAGCUGCCACGUAUCCAAUCAGUAUGGGGAGGACUGGGUUAACAUAACACUUACAGUCAUAAAGGAAAGUGAGUCGACUAAGUAUGGUUUCGCAGAACAGGUUACAGAAGCUAAAGUUCCAGAGAAAACAAAUCCUUCAUGGAGUUUAGAACAAAGAGGUGGAACUACCAAAAAUGGGAUGGUAACUUCCUACACGACAUUUGAGUGCUGCCCAGAGGGAACGCCUAAACCUGUCAUCAAGUGGUAUAAAAAUGGAACUCUUUUGGAUGAGAGUACAAGUUCUAGGAUAGUGCUACACAGAGGAGGUAGAGAAAUGGUUCUGAGAGACUUGUUACUCUCUGAUGCUGGAGAUUACACUUGUAUUGCUUCCAACAUUCAUGGAUCUAUUAAGUGGACUUAUACUUUACAAGUUUAUCAAAGAGCUCCCCAUGUUCCAAUAAUAGAAGAACCCCUAAACCAGACAGUGCGUGUUGGAGAAAAUGCCACGUUCAUGUGCAAAAUCCUCAUUAGUCAGUUCCACCCUCAUGUCCAGUGGGUCAAGCAUGAGCCUGUCAAUGGCUCAGAGACUGACGAAAAUGGGAAUUAUUAUUUUAAACUGAUCCAGGUUUCAUCCAUUGAUAACAGUGAACCUGAAGUCCUUGUCAUCUACAAUGUCAGCAAAGAAGAUGAAGGAAAAUAUUCCUGUGUGGUCAGCAAUGCUAUUGGCACUAAACACAAAUCAGCAUAUCUGAAAGUUUUGGAUGAUGUGGAUUUGAGUCCUAAAAGCAGCAGCAGCACUGGUGGUGGUAAUUCUUUAGAGUACACGGUAUACUGGGUGGUGAUCUCCAUCUCUAUUGUCAUCAUCAUUGGCUUGCUAUGCACAAUAUGCUUGGCAUACAGAAUGUGCAGGAGGAACAAGCCCCAACAAAGGAGUGUUAAGCGCAUCAUCAUCAUGAAACCUAAUGACCUGUAUUGUGAUAGCAAGGACCCUGAUGCUAUAGCUCCCCUUAUGGUGCCACAAAUUCGUAUAGUAGAAGGAUACACCAGUUCUAACAGUAGGAGGAAGAGAUUGUCCUCAGACUUCACAGAAGUAUCAGAGUACCACCUGCCCUAUGACAGCAAAUGGGAGUUCCCAAGAGAACGCCUUAAGCUUGGCCAGAGACUAGGUGAAGGUGCAUUUGGGCUUGUAGUUAAGGGAGAGGCAAUGGGACUCCAGAACAACAACAGCCCCACUACUGUGGCUGUGAAGAUGCUGAAGAAAGAUGCCACAGACAGGGAGAUGAUGGACUUGAUAAGGGAGAUGGAGACCAUGAAGCGAAUUGGGAAAAAUAAAAAUAUCAUCAACCUUCUUGGCUGUUGUACACAGAGAGGACCCCUGUAUGUGAUUGUGGAGUUUGCACCAUAUGGGAACUUGAGGGACUUUUUGAAGACCCACCGGCCACCUAAUCCAACCUUCCCUCCCAUGACACUGGAGUAUGAGACUCCAAUCUUUCAGUCCACUGAGAGCAAUGAGCCCAAAGCUUUAACACAGAAGGACUUGAUAUCAUUUGCUUUUCAAGUUGCCAGAGGCAUGGAGUACCUUUCAACCAAACAGUGCAUCCAUCGAGAUUUGGCAGCAAGAAAUGUUUUGGUGGCUGAAGACUAUGUCCUCAAGUUGGCAGAUUUUGGCCUGACUCGAAACCUUUCUACGUCUGAUUACUACAAGAAAACAACAGAUGGGAGGCUACCAGUUAAAUGGAUGGCUCCAGAAGCUCUGUUUGACAGAAAGUAUACUUCUAAAAGUGAUGUCUGGUCAUAUGGUGUUUUACUGUGGGAGAUUUUCACACUGGGUGGCAACCCAUAUCCUUCAGUACCAGUCGAAGCUUUGUUUGCCCUGUUGAAAGAUGGCCAUAGGAUGAAGCCGCCACCUUAUGCUUCAACUCAAAUGUAUGGCAUAAUGCAAGAUUGCUGGCAAGAAGACCCAGAUAAACGACCUUGUUUCAACACUUUGGUUCAAAAACUAGAUAACAUGCUGACUUCUUCCCUUAAUCAAGAGGCAUAUCUUCUUCUUGAACCACUGGAUAGUCCCAUCAGCACAUCAGAUUCACAGUACUCUUCAAUGAGUCACAGCAGUACUAGUAGUGAUCCCAAAAGUUCUGAAUGUAGCUCCGUAAUGGGUUGAUUGUGAGCUUGUUGAGGAUGGUAGCUGUGUCACUAUUUGCUGAUGGUAGCUGUGUCACUAUUUGCUGAUGGUAGCUGUGUCAUUAUUGGCUGAUGGUAGCUGUGUCAUUAUUGGCUGAUGGUAGCUGUGUCAUUAUUGGCUGAUGGUAGCCGUGUCAUUAUUGGCUGAUGGUAGCUGUGUCAUUAUUGACUGAUGGUAGGUCUGUCAUUGCUGAUAGUGAUCUUGCAACAGAUGGUGACUAACUAAAGAUGACUCUGGAGGAUGGUGACCAUGCUAUUGUCUUUAGUUUUUGCUAAAGAGGAACAUUGAUGUGAGUAGAAGCCGGUGUUCAAGUGCUCAAGUAUUCUUGAGAUUCCAUUUUCACAAAAGUGGCAUCAUCAGAUUUCAUAGCAGUGAAUAUUUAAAACAUUGAUGGCAGUGUGCCACAUUUCAUUGCAGUGUUUAUGAUAGAAAAUCAGGAUAAAUGUGCCAAAUGAGAAAUGAAAUCCAUGGCUGGAUGUGUUUAGUGUAAAUAACAGGAAAAAAAAACUUUAAAAAACACAAGCCAAAAGAUUGUAAUUUUUAUUACAAAUCAUUUUUCUCAUUACAUGAAUAUAAUCCAUUCAGGUAGAUGGAUGAUUUCCUUUUAUUUUUUUUUUGGUUAUUCUAAGUAACUCUUUAAUUGAUGACACCAAUUAUAACAGAGCAACUGUAGGGCAUCUCAUUUGUUUAAAAUUUUUCUUAUUGAUACAAUCAGUAUUAAAUUAAUCGGGUUAACAGUGGGCGCUAGACUGUCUGUUUGUGCUGUUAAUUUCAAUUCUGUGAUGGAGAGAGACCAGUGGCCUGCAGGUUCCAGCAAUCUGCUGGAUCACAUGUACAUUGUUUUCUACAGAGGGUUUUAGAUGGCAUGUUUUGUGGCAUUGUGAUUGGUUAAAAACUUGGAUUUCAUGUAAAGUUUAGUUUCAUCAAAAGUUGAACUUGAUGAAAAGCUUGACGUUGUGAAAAGUUGCAGUGGAGGGUUUCAUGAAGGAUUUAUGUUGAAGAUUAGAAUUCUUUAGAACUGAUAAAUGAAUGAAAUCCAGCUUGAAAUGCCUGGAAUGGAAUAUUCUCUCCAUGUUCACAAUGACCGACAAAGAACAAGAAUUCUUCAUGUAUAUGAUCAUAUAACAUUUUGACAAUUUGUAAUGAAACAAAAUUUUAUGUACUUAACAUAUUUAUUACAAGCUUACUUUCUUAGCUAACAUUCAUAUCUGUAGGUUUUAUUUCCAUUUUUUUCAUUCACUAAAUGGCUUAGAACUUGUUUUUCAUCUAUUUAGGUUUUUAAAUGUUAAAUAUUAAAAAAAUAAUGUAGGGAGCAUAAUCUACUAGCAUAAAUACGUUUUUUAACAGUAAAAGUGCUUAGCAGUAUGUGUAAAUUUAGAUUCAUGGAGUCUAGACGUUGCAUCGUUGGUUUCUUGUAUACAUUGUCAGUAGUGCUUCUAGUAUAUGAAAAUGUUGAUUGUGUCAUAUGCUCACUUAAUAUUUAUAAUUGUUCAUGUUCUCUUUUGUAGUUCACAUCAUGCAUUAUUCUUUUCCAAUAAUUUAUUUUGUUGUUUAAUUUUUAUAAUUUUUUUUGUAAUCAGUGAAUGGCCAGAUAAUUUAAAAAAAUAGAAACCACACUUGAAAAAGGGGGUGAAGUAAGAAUAAACAGUGUUGAUUUAUUUUCUCUAUUUCUCUACUGUUUUCCUUUUUUUU